AUGAGUGUCCAGUGUGUUGACUGUAUGCUUGAAGUGAUCCCUGGACCACAGUGGAUGACUGCCUUCAGUUCUAUCAUUAUCCAGACUGCAGGUUUCUUUGAACCACCUUUGGACAUCAAGUGGAUGGAGAUCCACUCAUCCACCUAUGACGAGAAGUGUCACCUGCGACACUGCUCUGGCUCUCUCUCCAGAGAGUACCUUCUUUGUCGAGUACUGUACAGGAGUCCUUGUAACAUCGCUCCUGUCCUUCCUGAGCUGUGUGCCAACCUCUUUGACACAGCUCUUCCUCCUCAUGACCUAUAUGCUGGUGUCAUUGACACAGCUCUCCUUCCUCCUAACCAAAUCUGCUAUAUGAUCCCUUCUACUACUGAUCUCAGCAGAAUUCGUGAUACCAUCCUUGCUCAUGCCAAUCUUGGUGGGAUCUGUCUUAGCACCGUUUCUACUACAGAUCUCAAUGAACUUGUAAGCGGUCGCGCGCCUGAAACCAGAUUGGGUGUUUCCGAUUGGUAUCGAUGGCUUUGUACUGAUGUCAAGAAAACACUGCCUACAGUAAGGGACUGGACCACAGGUGUUGAGGAACACUGCCUACAGUUGAUGCCUAACAGUGAUACAACACACACAUAUGAGGUGUCAUUGCAAAGCUCUGCUAUUGCAAUGAUAUGUAACUAUGAGUCAAGUAAAGAUAGAAUGAGAGUAUUUAUGCAUUCACUUGGUGUCACCUGCAACACCUUUCCUACUCCUCCUGAGAGGCCUUCACCUCCUCUUGACACUCUCUCUCCUGCUGGUGUCACUCCCUUUGAUGCUGCGCCUCUACUGCUCACACCAUGUAUUGCUCCUCCUCCUCAUAGACAAUCCCUGGUCUUCUUGACACAGCUCCUUCUCUCUUCACUGGCAACCAUCUUCUCAACCUUAUCUUGUGAAUCCCUUAACCACAUGUCAGGCCCUGUUGCCAAGCCCCUUGAUCAUGUGGUUGCCCCUGUGCUUGGUCCUAUGUGGCUGUAUGCACAUACCCCUUGA
This is a messenger RNA of Ustilago hordei, 1017 nucleotides long. RefSeq lists its product as uncharacterized. The record is from RefSeq and is a predicted model, not a curated record. Bases 1 to 1017 code for a protein of 338 amino acids. Lineage: Eukaryota; Fungi; Basidiomycota; Ustilaginomycetes; Ustilaginales; Ustilaginaceae. The transcript is spliced from 8 exons.